UAGCUAUUUGCUGGCAAAUAAUAAUGGCGGCGAAAGCACACAACCCGAAUCCGUAUCCAAAUUCACUAUGAUUUGAUUUCAGUUUACGAACUUCACAAUUCAUAUCCAUAUUCGUUCAAUUUCCAAUCCUUGCUCUUCCACUCUCUCUCGUUUUUUUUUUUCUUCUUUCCUCGUAAUAGGGAAUGAAGAUGAUGAGGGUUUGAUUCAUAGUUGGAGGAGUGUGGAGGAGGAGGAGGGAGACCGCAAUGCGGUGGUUUCAGUUGAGUACAAGCUCUGAAAGGGAGCAUGGUGAUAGUAGUGGGAACAAGACUCGUUCUAUGGUGUAUCUCAAUGUAUAUGAUCUUACUCCAAUCAAUAAUUAUCUUUACCUCUUUGGCUUUGGAAUCUUUCAUUCCGGUAUUGAAGUGCAUGAUAUGGAAUAUGGCUUUGGAGCACAUGAAUACCCGACAAGUGGCGUGUUUGAAGUGGAACCUAGAAGUUGCCCUGGCUUCAUCUUCAGACGAUCAGUCUUGUUGGGCAGCACUGAUAUGUCUCUAUCAGAAUUCCGUUCUUUUAUGGAGCGUCUCUCUGCAAAGUAUCAUGGAGACACUUACCAUCUGAUUGCGAAAAAUUGCAACCAUUUUACGGAUGAAGUUUGCCAACAACUAACAGGAAAUCCUAUUCCUGGAUGGGUAAAUCGACUUGCCCGUGUAGGUUCUUUUUGCAAUUGUCUACUGCCAGAGAGCAUCCAGGUUUCUGCAGUUGGACAUGUCCCCGAGCAUCUUUCAUUUGCUGGUGAUGGUAGAUCAGAUUCUGAUGGCCUUUCUGAUUUGUCUGUCGAGAGUGAAGAGGAGGAGCCCAAUCACCGUCUGCUAACUGCACCAAAUGGUGAUGUUGCCUAUUUAAAGGAAAAACCAGUUAGGCUGGCGCGGGAGCACCUAUGAUUUAUAUUGGUUUAUCUUCUGCUUCUUGUUCUUUCUUUGUUCUCUUGGCUACUACUUUAUCUAUGAUCUUACACUUGAGUGUAACAAGUUUCUCAACUAGAUUAUUUAAAGACUCAAAAUGCAUGCUUCGUAGUUAGUAGAACAAAGAGGACAAUCUGUUGUAUAUUAUGUAUAUCUGUACGUGUAGAAGUACAAACAAAAAAUGCUCAUGUAUACUGUUACAAAUCUUAUUAACUUAACUCCUUUGCCAAUCUGUCUUUA
Messenger RNA from Cicer arietinum (chickpea), 1184 nucleotides. Lineage: Eukaryota; Viridiplantae; Streptophyta; Magnoliopsida; Fabales; Fabaceae. The record is from RefSeq and is a predicted model, not a curated record.